Eruca vesicaria subsp. sativa (arugula) is the source of this 319-nucleotide messenger RNA. The record is from the annotation of a GenBank genome assembly. NCBI's taxonomy places the organism in Eukaryota, Viridiplantae, Streptophyta, Magnoliopsida, Brassicales, Brassicaceae.
AUGGAUAGAAGAGGAUGUAGUAUUGGCAAUAUUGGCAAAAUGUGUCUUUACUUAUCAAUCACGUUGCUGCUUUUGUCUUGUGAUGAGACUGAGAACUCGUUCGUCUCGGCUCUACCAGCUGAGGAGAGGUAUCAAGCGAAAAGAACAGGCACACCAAGAAAAAAUGGAGUGAGAAGAAUGAUGAUAAUAGUAGCGCCUGCGGCACCACAACAUGCUGGUUGGGUAAACAGAAGCCGUUCACGUCGUGGUCGUGGUCCAUGAACUACCGAUUGCAUCAUUUUACAACUAUGCUGAAUGUUUUAAUCUCCUACAACUAGCG